This is a messenger RNA of Abrus precatorius (Indian licorice), 705 nucleotides long. RefSeq names its product zinc finger BED domain-containing protein RICESLEEPER 2-like. NCBI's taxonomy places the organism in Eukaryota, Viridiplantae, Streptophyta, Magnoliopsida, Fabales, Fabaceae. The transcript has 3 exons. Bases 1 to 705 code for a protein of 234 amino acids. The record is from RefSeq and is a predicted model, not a curated record. Gene Ontology annotation, molecular function: protein dimerization activity.
AUGGCAAAUGCAGAAAGACAUGUUUCUUCUCCUUCAAUUGCCAAAUUUGACCAAGAGAAGUGUCAGAUAGAAUUAGUGAAGAUGUUUAUAGCUAUGGAAAUUCCUUUUCGAUGUUUAGAGGAAAUUGAUGACUCUGUUUUAAAAAUUCGUGCUGCAAUGAAAUAUAUAAGAUCUUCUCCUUCUAGAUUGACAAAGUUUAAGGCAUGUAUUGAACGAGAAAUUGAAUACAAAGGUCUUGUUUGCCUAGAUGUUGAAACUAGGUGGAAUUCAACUUUUUUUAUGUUAGAAGGUGCUUUGAAACAUCAAAAGACAUUUGAAGAGCUUGAAAUGCAAGAUAGGAAGUAUACUGAAGAGUUAAACAAGGGGAAGGGUCUUCCUAUAAGUGAAGAUUGGGACUAUGGUAGCAAUGAUGAUCGUUAUAGAUAUAGUCAAUUUUUUCGAUCAAGUAGAAGUAAGAAUUAUGAAUUGAGUAAGUACUUGGAAGAAACUUUAGAAAGUCCAGAAAAUUUUGAUAUAUUAAAUUGGUGGAAGUUAAACUCAAGUAGAUUUCCAAUCCUUGCAAGCAUUGCAAGAGAGGUGUUGGCAAUACCUGUCUCCACUGUAGCCUCUGAAUCUGCCUUUAGUACUGGAGGAAGGGUACUCGAUUCUUACCGUACUUCCUUAACACCUAAAAUGGUGGAAGCACUUAUUUGCACCCAAGAUUAG